Pungitius pungitius (ninespine stickleback) is the source of this 2334-nucleotide messenger RNA. RefSeq names its product L-threonine dehydrogenase 2 (gene tdh2). The record is from RefSeq and is a predicted model, not a curated record. Gene Ontology annotation, biological process: L-threonine catabolic process. Lineage: Eukaryota; Metazoa; Chordata; Actinopteri; Perciformes; Gasterosteidae. The transcript is spliced from 8 exons. Gene Ontology annotation, molecular function: L-threonine 3-dehydrogenase activity. The coding region runs from base 495 to 1604 and encodes 369 amino acids.
ACACUGUUCACAAUACAAAUCCCUGUGCACUGCAAGUCAGCAUGUUGUGUUGUUGCACACACGGAGCUUUGCAACCCGGAUGCUGUAGUCCCCUUCAGUCAGGACCCACAGGCCCCGGCGAUGACACAAUGUGGACAUGAACCACACAGCCCAGCAUGACUUUCUACCGCUGCUCAUUCACCCUGUGGUUACCGCGGUGAACUGAGGCGCUCGGCAGACGGAUGGCGAUCUUUUAUUACCGACGCUCGAAUGCCUCCAUCUUAUCAGCCCUUAUUUAAUUAGUUAGUCCAGAGGAAUUGUUUCGGAUUUACAGCUGGGUUUGGACCAAGAAUCUGGGAUUUCUCAUUUUGUCAGCACACAGGUGAAAGACUUUUUUCCGUGCCCUGUUCAUUUGUUUGCCGGUUAUGUUUUGUUUUUAAAAAAUAUAUAUUUUAACACAACUUGUAGACGAAGUUUAAGGUUGGUUCAUUCUUUUUGAAGGACGCCCGGUGGACAUGCACCCCGCUUUGCUGCGCUUGUUUUGCCGAGGUUGCCUCAGCAGGGCGCAAGGUCUGCCCGCUGGAAGCUUGACCUCUUGGCCAAGGCCAAUGAGCAGGUGGAACAGCCAGGAGAACUAUAGCCCCCCACCUGCUCAGAAAGCCCCCCGUGUCCUCAUCACAGGUGGUCUUGGGCAGUUAGGUGUGGGACUGGCACAGAUACUGAGGAAACAGUACGGAUCAGAGAAUGUAAUCCUGUCAGACAUUAAGAAGCCUCCACCUCAUAUUCUCAGCAGUGGUCCUUUUGUGUACGCUGAUGUGUUGGACUACAAACAUCUCAGAGAACUGAUUGUGAAUUAUCGCGUCACCUGGCUGAUACACUACAGUGCUCUGCUUAGUGCUGUGGGCGAAGCCAAUGUGGCUUUGGCACGCAAGAUCAACAUCACAGGCCUCCACAAUGUGCUGGACUUGGCCCUGGAGAACUGCCUGCGCAUCUUCGUCCCCAGCACCAUUGGAGCAUUUGGGCCCUCUUCUCCACGUGACCCGGCCCCUGACCUCUGUGUCCAAAGACCUCGAACCAUCUACGGCGUGUCCAAAGUGCAUGGAGAACUGAUGGGGGAGUACCUCCAUCAUAAAUAUGGUCUGGACUUCCGCUGCCUGCGGUACCCAGGCGCGAUAUCAGUCAACACCGCCCCUGGAGGAGGAACAACAGAUUAUGCCGUUCAAAUCUUCCACGAUGCCCUCAGUACGGGUCACCACGAGUGCUACCUGCGUCCAGACACCCGCCUUCCCAUGAUGCACAUCUCCGACUGCCACCGUGCCACCGUAGAGUUCAUGCAGGCCCCAGAGUGCCAGAUGUCUCUGCGUACCUACAACAUCGCCGCCAUGAGCUUCACUCCAGAAGAGCUGGCGCAGGAAAUCCGCAAGCAUCUCCCUCACCUCAAAGUCACCUACAAUCCCGACUCAGUCCGCCAGAACAUCGCAGACAGCUGGCCCGUGAGGUUCGAUGACACCAAUGCCAGGAGAGAUUGGGGCUGGACGCCAGCUUUCCAGCUUGAGGAGCUGGUCUCGGACAUGCUGCGCUCCAUUCGAGACAAGAGGACAAACGAGGGUCUGCCAGUCAGUUAGCAAAAACAUGGUCCUGACCACCAAAGACUGACCACCUUGCCCCUGGCUUUUUCUUCCAGAUGCAUUUACCCGCCGAUACACUUUCUUUCACUUCCUCAUCAUAUGUUGUCAAAGUGUAUUGCAACAAGCCAGUGACUGUUUGUAAAGGAAAGUAGGACCUCUCAAUCAGAUAAUCUCAAUAUGCAAACAUCUCAUUUUUUUCAGAGAAUAAUAUACUGUCAAACUUUCCCUUAAUUGUUGUUGUUUUUAUUGUAAUCAUGGUAUAAGCAUCGCUUUAAAAAAAAAUAAUUCUCAGACAACAAGGGACUGCAGAAAUGACCAAAUGUCAUGUGACUCGCAUCAACGGACACAACAGUCUCUCACAAUGUGUAAUAAAAUAUGUAAUACAAUAUGGUCAAGUUGCACAUUGAAAUUAAUACAUCUGCUGAACACUUUAAUUCAAGGAUCAUCUGGAAUGGCUCAGUUAACUCUGGUAAUGAUACACCACAUAUUCUGCCUGUUUUCAAAAGGCAGUAUUUUAUAAAAUAGUCUACCAAGUGAACAUGACACAUAGUGUACAACCCCACUACUCUUGCUGUGGCAUCUAGCAGGUUGCCUUUUUGUGUGAUUUUAUUCAUGAAUGAUCGCCUAUAGCAAAUAAAGCCUUGUUUACUGAAGAUUGCUUUGGAAAGCAAUGUAUAAAAAAUGCUGUGUACUUUUGAAUCAUACCCUGAGCAAUAAAAUGUUACUU